AAACGUGUGCUCUCACAUUUACAGUUCGUUUCAUCCGUUCUGGAUUUUUUUCGUUUAGUGAUUUGAAAGUAACAAAUGUGACUUUGAAAAAUAUGGCCAUGAUAUAAAACCCUCGAUUGUUGCUGCUGGACACAGCCUUUCCUAACCUCCUUCCUCUGCCAAACUCAAGUUUGAACAUUAGUUUUCCUUGGUGGCUCACUUAAUGACAAAUGGGUAGAGAUAGCAGGUCACAUAAGAAGAGAUCUCGUUCCAGAUCAUCAAGUAGAGAUAGGACUCGGCGCUCUCGAAGUCGAGAAAGAAAUAAGGAGAGGGAAAAGAAGAGAUCUCGUAGUAGGAGCCCAGAAAAGGGAAGAGCUAAAACAAGCCGAAAGCCACGAGAGCGAGAGAGAGAAAGAGACAGAAAAAGAAAACGAUCAGAAAGCAGCUCUUCUCACAGUGCAUCAUCAAGUAGAAGUCGCAGCCGUAGUCCCAAGAAAAAAGAUAAGGAGAAGGAUAGCCAGCAGAGAAAGCGUCGCUCACGAAGCAGGAGUGCAGAAAGGAAAUCAAAGAAGGAGAGGCCUCGCAGUAAGGAAAGAGACAGAGAUAAGGGGAAGGAGAGGAAAAAGCGUUCAAGGAGCCGUGAUCGCUCAAGUUCUCCUGGGGCAAGAUCAAAAAGUAGGAGUCCAGAUAAGGAACAAAAAAAGUCCAAAAGCAGAGACAAGAGGAGAAGAGAGGAAGAUGACAAUUCAGAUCGGAGCAAAGAAACUAAAAAGUCAAAGGAGUCAAAAAAGGAAACCACAAGUUCAAGUGUUGAUGAAAAACAUGAAGAGGAUGAUAAAGAUGCAGAACAGAAAAGAUUAGAGGAUGAGAUGCAGAAGAGAAGGGAAAGAAUCGAGGCUUGGAGGGCUCAGCGUAAAAAGGAACAGGAAGAAAAACAGCAAGAGGAGAAACAACAACAAGAAAUGACAAGUAAAGAUCAACAAAAGAAGAAAAAAGCCUGGAGCCUGGAAGAUGAUGAUGACGAUGAUGAGGAGGAAGAGGAAGAGGAGGCAGGAGAAGGAAUUAAGGAAGAGAUGCAGGAUGAAGAUGAUGAGCCUAAAAAGAAGUUCUUAGGAAACAAAAAAGAGCCGGCGAGUGUUACAAAUGGAAAAAUCAAAGAGGAACCGGUAAGUCCACUGUGUUUAUUUUUCCACUGUAACUAA
This is a messenger RNA of Pocillopora verrucosa, 1181 nucleotides long. Lineage: Eukaryota; Metazoa; Cnidaria; Anthozoa; Scleractinia; Pocilloporidae. The record is from RefSeq and is a predicted model, not a curated record.